Molecule: messenger RNA, 4632 nt
Organism: Closterium sp. Naga37s-1
Lineage: Eukaryota; Viridiplantae; Streptophyta; Zygnematophyceae; Desmidiales; Closteriaceae
Source: the annotation of a GenBank genome assembly
AUGGCGGAUGUGCGCGUCUCCCGCAACCGCGACAGCGACCAUGGACGGGCUGCCGUCGCGGAAUCCGCGCAUGACACGUCCGCGGCUAUUCCGCGUCAAGACCAUCACGCUGCCGCGCAUCAUCGUCAGUGCGAAAGGCCAUUCGACCAGCGUCAGGUGCCGCACGCGCUGCCGCAACAGCCCCCGCAGACGUUCCACCAGCAGCAGCAGCAGCAGCAGCAGCAGGAGGAGCCGCAGCCGCAGCAGCAGGAGCAGCAGCAGAAGGAGGAACACGCAGGCUUCGGUUUUCGCCCAUGUGGACCCCAGCCGCCGCCGGCGCCGCCGCUGACGGUCGCAGCGACUGCGACGGCCAGGAGCGCUUUGGACGUAGCGACAGGCCCCGCAGCAGUCGGAGGACUGACUUCAAGUGGCGAGAUUUGCGCCUCGGCCUCUCUCAGGCUGCCCCGGAAUCUGCCCGCUCCCCCGUUCGCCACAAUCCCCUCCGCCUCAUCCAUCUCCUUCUCCGCUUCUCAGGACAAACCACUCGCAUUGCGCCUCCCUGCCGGCGCCCCCGGCACCGCCGCCGCAUAUCCCCGCGCUGCGGCCGCCACGGGCGCUUCUGUCGCGGCUCCGUCAUGCACGCCUUCGAUAUACUCGUCAAGCAACUCGUCUCCCUCCGCGUCGCUCCCGCUCUCCACACCCACUCCCGUCGCGGUCCCCCCCGCUUCCUCCCCCCCGCCGCACCCGUCCGCCGUCGAGUCCGCCGUCGCGCCCUCCGGAGGAACAUCUAUUUGCGCCAUUUCCCGCCAGCGCCUCUCCCGCUGCGCCGACGGAACAUCCGCGAGAGGUUCCGCCAGCGGCGCAGGCGUCAGCGAUGGCGGCGGCGGUGCAGCGCCGGCGAAUCGUUCAGCGUCGUUCUCGUCGGCCAGUGCUGGGUCGCUGACCGUCGCAGGGACGCAUGCGACGCACGCGACUCAGGCGACUCAUGCGCACGCGAACGCUGGGGGAGCGCUGGAAGAACCAACCACUGCUGCUACAACCGGCGGAGCUGCUACAGCCGGCGCAGGUGCUACAGCCGGUGCAGCCAGCGGAGCCGGUGCAGCGGUUACAGCGGACGCGUGUGGCAGCGGCACUGCUUCUGCUGCCGCCCAGGCGUCAGGUGCUGCCGCCCACGCACCAGGAGCUGCAGCGACUGCUGGUGACUCAGCUCCAUCGAGUGGCCCCAAACUGCUUUCGAGCUCUCUGGGCGCUCCCACCCCAACGCAUCCCGGAGCCGUUGCUGCUUUUGAGGCGCCUCAAAAGUCGCUAGGAGAUUCCAUCCCAACGCAUCCCGGAGGCGCUGCUGCUGCUGCAGCAACGGCAGAAGCAGCAGGUGGAGAAGGAGGAGAUGCGAUGGGAACGGCGAGAGGGAGCGUGAACGGGACUAUCAACGAGCUGGAAGAGCCAGCAGCCGUUGCACUCAGGGUAGCAGCGACAGCAGCACCGGUACCAGCAGCAGCAGCAGCAGCAGCAGCAGCAGCAGCAGCAGCAGCAGCAGGGGAUGGAAGCUUCCCUGAUCUAGAUGCACCAACAGCGGCGGAGAGCGGCGGCGGCGGCGGCGGAGGUGGUGGUGGUGGUGGUUGUGGAGAGAAGAUAGCCGGUGCAAAUGUGGAGCACAGGGGGAGAGGAAGCGAAGGGAAUGCUGGUGAGACGCCUGGCACGACUGACGGCGCACCUGUUGCACCUGUUCCGACAGAGCCAGAGGGAGAAACGGCAGGACCCCACAGGCAGGGCGUGCCCGUGGACGCAAGGCCAAGGCCAAGGCCAGUGACUGAGACACACCAUGAUGGUGCGACUGCAGGUAAAGGCGGCGGACGAGGCGGAGGGGGGGGCGGGGGCGGAGGGGGGGGAAGAGGGAGGGGCGGGAAGCAGCAGAGCAAGGAGGUGAGAUCGGCGCGGGUGAAAGCGGAGGUGGUGGAGGAGGAAGGAGGGGGGGACGGGCCGCUGGGGCCGGUGGGGAAGCAAGGGGAGGUGGCAGGAGGGGGUAGAGGCAGCAAGAGUAGAAGUCGCAAGGGAAAGGCGAGUGCUGCUGGCGCUGGUGCUGCUGAUGCUGGUGGUGAUGCCGCCACUGCUGAUGCUGCAGCGGAGCAGCAACAACAGCAGGUGGAGGCAGCAGCAGGAGGGAGUGGCAGCGGGAGAGGCGGGAGAGGCAUCAACGUGGGGAUACGGCGGCGAUCAGCCAAGAGCAAGGCGCAUGGAGGUGGAAAGGGAGGUGCUGGUGGUGCCAAUGGUGGUGCCAAUGGUGGUGCCAAUGGUGGUGCUGAUGGUGAUGAGAGUUGCUUGGAAGCGAAAGGAGGAGGCGGUGCGAAGCAGGGGCAGCGGGGGAAAGGCAGGAAGGGAAAGGCGAAGGCUGCUGCGGACGAGCAGCAGAGGAACGAGGGAACAGAAGGGGACGAUUCAAAGGAGCAGGCAGAGGAGGCGGUGGAGGGAGGUGGUAAACGCUCGGCGGCAGGAAAAUCGGGCCGGAAAGGAGGAGGCUCAGCUGCUGACGCUCGCAGCAGGGACGCUCGUGCUGCCGCUGCUGCUGCUGCGGUUGCCGCUGUUGCUGCUGCUGCUAAGAAUAAGAAUGGUGGCGGCAGUGCGACCACAAGCGGGGACCACGAUUAUCACUGCGACGACGACGACGAGGUGGGGAACGGCGAGGAGGAGAACGAUGGAAAGGAGGAGAACGAGGAGAAUGAGGAGGAGGACGAAGACGCGUUGGGGCGCAUGACCCAGGAGCAGAUCGAGGCUCUGGAGGUGCGCUUUCAGCAGAACCGGCGGCUGGAUACAGCAAGGAAGCUGGUGCUAGCGGGGGAGAUCGGCGUGCGGCCGCGGCAGGUGUCUGUAUGGUUUCAAAACCGGCGCGCGCGGUGGCGGCAGAAGAAGAAGGAGAGUGAUUUGAGUGCGAUGCAGAGGGAGUAUGCGCGGUUGAAGGUGGCGCGGGAGCAGCUGGGGGAGGACUAUGAGCUGCUGAAGAAGGACUAUGAGGACCUGCUGCUGCAUAAUGCUGCGCUGCAUGAUAAGGUGGACGAUCUGAUGGCGCACCUAGUGCAGCAUGGCAUGCUAUCCGCCUCCACCUCCUCCUGCCUGCGAGACGCUCUCCUCACAGCCGGCCCCCUCUCUCCCGCCAACACCACCACCAGCCCCCUACCUCUCCCCAGCGACGCCGCCACCACCCUGCCUGCCGCCGAGCCUAGCGCGCAGGCCUGGGCGGCCGCCGCAGCUGCUGGCUCGGCAGCCGCCUUGGGGGUGGGUGGUAGGGGCGCCCCGUCCCCCUCUGCUGCUGCUUCUGCUGUGGCGUAUGGUGCCGGUGGCGGCAUGUGGGGAAUGGGAGGGGUAGGAGGAGGAGCAGACGGAGAAGAAGGAGGGAUAGGAGGAGGAGUGGGAGGAGAGGAGUGGGUAAGCUCCGGAGAACUCGACCCAGACCUUUUCAACCCCUGCCCGCCCACCAGCCCCGGCAGCAGCAACCACCACCUAGCCUACCCGUGCAGAUGUAGUCCUACGAGUGGUGCUGCUGGUGGGUCGGCUGCUGGUGGUGGUGGGUAUGGGUCAGCACUGGGUGGGUACCCUACAACAACGUCUCUCUCGUCGUCUCCUGCGUUCAGUGUUGCUGCUGCUGCUGGGUGGUGUAGCGAGUCGUAUGGGGAUCACAGCAGGGAGCGUGGCGAUCGAGUGAACCUGCUUUCGGCACCCCACAGGCUCGUUUCCGAGGCAAUCCUAGGAUCCAGUCUCGGGAAGGCGGAAGAGGAGGAGGAGGAGGCGGAGGAGGAGGAGGAGGAGGAGGAGGAGGAGGAGGAGGAGGAGGAGGAGGAGGAGGAGGAGGAGGAGGAGGAGGAGGAGGAGGCGGAGGAGGAGGAGGAGGAGGAGGAGGAGGAGGAGGAGGAGGAGGAGGAGGAGGAGGAGGAGGAGGAGGAGGAGGAGGAGGAGGAGGAGGAGAAGAAGAAGGAUCUACUCCCAUUCCCAACUAUUUCUUCCCGGCCUCCUCCAGCUGCAGGAUUGGGCGGCGCAUGUGAGCCGUACACGCUGCAAGAAGAGGAAGACAUGGUUCCAACACAGCGCAUGAGCCCUCCGUACCAGCGUCGCCAGCAGCACCAGCAGCACCAGCAGUGCCAGCAGCAGCAGCAGCAAAUCGUGCAGCACCGCAAUGAGCAGCAGGUGUACGAGCAGCAACAGGAGCUGGUGAGUCUGUUCGGGGAGAAGCACGAGGAGGGAGAAGAGCAGCUAGUGCAGGCGGGGCAAGGCGCUGGGUGCGUGCAAAGGCGAGUGCAUGAGGAGCAGUGGGCGCGGGGACAAGCGCAGAGGGAGCAGGAGGAGCAGGAGGAGCAGGAGCAGGAGGAGCGGCAGCUGAUGCAGGAAUGGAGUCAGUGGCAGGAGAGGCACGGGGCGGAGGGGGAGGAGGAGACGCAGUACUGGGAUGGGGUGCAUGCUCGUGGCAUUCAUGCACACACUGGCAACAUCGAUGGUACAGAGGCUGCUGGAAGGAUGAGCAAUUAUCAUGUGCAGAUUCGGCAGCAGCAGCAGCAGCAGCAGCAGCAGCAUGAGCAGCAGCGGCAGCAGCACGAGAAGCAACGGCAGCAGCAGGUGUUUGCACCUCUGGUUGCCAGCCUGGACAUGGGGGGCAUCUGGACUUAA